Messenger RNA from Cornus florida, 792 nucleotides. RefSeq lists its product as uncharacterized. NCBI's taxonomy places the organism in Eukaryota, Viridiplantae, Streptophyta, Magnoliopsida, Cornales, Cornaceae. The record is from RefSeq and is a predicted model, not a curated record. Gene Ontology annotation, biological process: root development; shoot system development. The transcript has 2 exons. Bases 1 to 792 code for a protein of 263 amino acids.
AUGGCUUCCUCUCCUUUGACAUCAAAAACUGGUUUUCAUUCUCGCUCUGUUAGCUUGCCCUCUAGAUCUCAUCCUCUCAUUCCUCAAUUUGACAAGCGUUUGUGCACAGUAAAGGCUUCUGAAGACACAUCUUCAUCAUUGCCAUCCAUCAGCAAUAGACUAAGUGGUCUUGAAGAGUUAUAUGAUUGUGUGGAUGAUUUGCUUCUUUUGCCACAGACUCAACAAGUAUUUGCCCAAGAGCGCGACCAGAAAUGGGUUGAUGAAGCAUUGGCUGGAAGACGAGAUGCAAAUGAUUUUGGUGCAUAUUUGACCUCUCAAAAGAAGGUGAAGAAGGUGAUCCAAAAGUCCCUAAAGGAUUUGAAGAGAAUCAGAAACAAUGAAAGUCUUCUAGCCUUGGACAAAGACCAUGAAACUGUGGCAAUUGUUAGCAUGUUAAAUGAGGUUGAAGCUGUCACUGUAGCCGCCUUUGAGUCCUUAUUGUCCCAUAUUGUAGCGUCAAAGGUGCAAUCAAGGCUGAGUGGGUGGUCUUUGGUUUCCAAACUGAUGCAUCAGAAAAGUGUGUCACAACAAGAUGAAACAGAAAUGAACGAGUUUGAGAAGGUUGCUACUGCAUUGCACACACUCAACAAUCACAAAGCAAGCAAAUCUGAUAAUGUUAUGAAUGUUGAAAAUUUGCAAUAUCAGUUGGGGAAGAUAGACUCGCUCAUUCAAGAUGCAGAAGAACAAUUAGAGUGCCUGUUUAGACGUUUAAUUAGAACCAGAGUUUCCCUCCUCAACAUUCUGAGCCAAUAG